CGACCACACAUCCAUAUUGCAUGAGGUAAAAUAAAGCGUCCGUUGGCAACUAAUAAAAAUGGGGAUUGGAAUGUGAAUGCCUUUCUUUUGUACUUUGUCACAAUCAGGCCUGCUCUGUAAGAGGAAAUCCAAAAAAAUACCAUGGGAAGGAGAUAAAUAGCACAGGAUGAUUUGAAGGGUAAUAAAGCAUACACAUCGAUCAAUUGAUGACCAUUUCAUCAUUGCCUGAUGAAACUACGAUGACUUCUCUCAGGUCUUCCUUCACCUUGAGGUUCCUCCUUACCCUAAGCUGUGUCUUUGUUAGACUCCACUGGAGCCUGGUGAGCUGUAACCUCCAGCAUGAUCCAGGAAGAUCCCUAGACGCAGGUCUCCAUGAUACAAAAGCAGUCAUUGGAAAGUACUUCAACUACAGCAUUCCAGAUCCAACAGUGAAAUUAGCAGAACAUAAAUUCCAUUAUGAGGUAUCUGAGGUUGGGACCAGCUCCAUUCCCAUGUGGCUUGUGUUCAACCACACUUCUCACACAUUCCAUGGAGUUCCUUUGAUCACAGAUAAAGGAUUCUAUCUGAUUAAAGUGUCUUUAAUAUCUACAUUCGAUAAUGUAUCGUCUGUCCAAGCCAAAGAUGUCUUUGCGAUUGACGUAGAUUUUGGAGCAUCUCAAGAUUUGACCAAGAAGGACAUUUUAGGAAGUGUGGGUGCCAGACCUCACCAGAUGUUGUAUAAAGUUGAGCAACUGAGCGAGCAUAUUACGUGCAGGAGAAAUGAAAUAAAGACUCUGAUGUCAGUAGUGUUUGAUGCUAAUAUCAACCACCUUAAUGGGAGCAGCAGGAUGUCCUUGAUAACCAGAUUAGCACCAUUUGUUAAUCAACCUUUAGAGGAAUUCAGCAUGAGCUCCAAGCAUAGUAGUGUCAUUGAUAGGUUACAGAAGAAUAUUGUGGUCGCGGCUGGUCCAGGUAAUAUACACAGUGCAGGAAGCAAUGAAGGAGUUGUUGUAUCCUGGCCGCUUCCCUGUGCAACACAGAGCCUCAUCAACCAAUUCCCAAAUGUGAUGGCCAGAAAUAUUGCUUCUGGACACUUAAGAGACACUACUGGUUAUGAUGUGAUCAGUUGGUAUAUUUCAAAAGCGAGAGAUAGCAGUGUGAAAGCCAGAGGACGGUCAAAGAGAGAGGCAGGAAUGACCAUUGCACCAACCCCCAAACCUUCACAGACUGCCUCAGUCAUUACUGCAACCUCUUUGCUUUCAAUCUCAUCCACUGCUCAGUCAAUGCAGACUAUGCUAACAUCAUCUGUGGUAUCAACUCUUUUAUUUUCACCAUCGAGCAGUGAUCAGACAAUGUCAGUCUUUUCAAGCAGUAUGUCUGGAUUUGUACUGUCAACAACUCCACUGGAUUUUUCCUCCAGGCAAAUUUCUCUGUACAGUCCAUCUGAAUCUCUACACACUUUGACAAGUAUUGGAACAGAAAGCAUACAACCAUCUCUUUCACAAUUGCCUUUUAUGACAAGUCUUUCAACUUCUUUUCUUUUACCUACAACUGUAUUGUUUAGUUCAUCAAUGCAGAUAUCACUGCUCUCUCCUACAUCCCAGCAAAGACAAACUUUGUAUACCUCCUACCAAACACCAAUGUCCUCGACUGUGGAAAGUUCAAAGUCCACAAUAGGAUUUGUGAGUUCCUCUCUGCUUAUGUCAAGUAAUGUUAUUUCACCUAGUACUUCAGCCUUUCCAAGUUUCCAGAGUACAAAUGUAUUGGUUAGCAGUCCAAGUUUAUUCCAGUCAACCAAAAUCAUGUCAACUUCAUUGCUUGUGACUGAAUCACCAAGUAUGUCCUCUGAUGAAUCUGUUCAAGUAUCCUCGACCACCAUUACAUCAGUGAUGCUCUAUAGUCAAUCCACUGCAAGUAUGAUGUUAGCAACGUCCAGUGAAAUUGAUAUCUCAAGUGUCUUUUCAUCUGGCUUUCUGACUACCCUUCUGAGCUCUGAUUCAGUGACUACUGUCAUUCUUCAAACUUCCUCAGGUUUCAGGAGUAGAAGUCUCCUUCCAUCUACAGAGUUUUCAAGAAUGUCUUCUCCGAUUCUUAGUUCAACUCUUGUAGGAACUUCAGAAUUUGAGAGAAGAAGUUCCUUUAGCUUUACUACAACAGAGAUAUCGACACUACCCCAGACUCCUUCAACAUCUUCUGGUAGCACUUUGCCACCAAUGCAGUCAUCAUUUUCUUCACAGAUGUUGACCACUUCCCGUCUGUCAUCUGAUAUAACUCCGUCAUCCACUGGAUCUGUUCAGACAUCAAGUGGUUUAACAUCAACUUCACAUGUUGAGACGAAUUCAGGAGGAUCAAUUACACCAAUUUUGUCAACAGAAACUCUAUUGUCUUCACAAAUACAGAGCAGUUUCUUUUCAACAAUGAUCAUCACAACACCUUAUCAAACAGAAGUAACCUCAAGAUUAGUAACAACAACCUUGAGUUCUUCAGAAAUAUUAUUGACACAAGAUGUCUCAACAGCUAGUACUGUGUUUCUUACCUCACAUAGUCCGAGUGAAAUCCAGUCAUCUGAGAUUGUUCAAAGUAUGACUCCCACAGCAAUCAUAUCACCCUCAAUCACCGAGUCAUCCAUUUUUUCUGCAAGCCCUGGAACAUCAUCCACUGCAUCUCCAACAAGUACAGUUAUCUCUGUAUUGGACACUUCAACUCAGCGGGUGCCGUCCACCAUGGAAAUGACUUCAGGUAUGAUUUCCUCAAGUAUUGUGAUACCUGAUACAACUUCUGUGUCGUCACUGAUUGAAGUGUCCACACUUUCCAGCACUGAGGAUAUCACAGUAUUUUCCAGUUUACUCUCUGAUAAUCUCUCUAGCACUGGUAGUUUCAUAGACAGCACCUCUCUGUCAAAAUUUCUGUCCUCAACAGUGUCUCCUGAAAUAUCCCUGCCUCCUAGUCUGUCAUCUGAGAUCCCUUAUGUGACACAAAGUUUUCUACAGACCACUGGACUAUCAGCAUCCACUUCAUUUUCCUUUCCCUCUACCACCUCACUCAUUAGCAUGUCUGAAAUCAUAUCUCAGAUACAGUCAUCAUACAUUUCAAGUGGAAUUGUGGCAACUAGUGCAACAGGGACCGGAAUGACAAUGAUCCCAACAACUUUUCUACAAACACCUGCCAUUUCUACAGUAAGUGCUGUAACAACUCUUGUGUCUGGAGUAUCAACUUCUGUUGGCACACCUAUUCUAUCAGAAAGUUCACUUAUGUCACUGCGUAGCUCAAGUGCAAGCGAGUUCCCUGUUCUUAGCACAAGGAUGGCACCAUCAUUUUCAUCUACAACGUUUGGAAGUCCUUCAGCACCUAGUUUCUCUCUUGCACCCUCAGAACAAACUAUGACAAUCAGUCAGGACUCGACUGUUUUUUCAGCAGCCUCACAGAUAUCAACCUCAGAGAUAUCAAGUGCAAGUGAUUUUCCAAUUUUGAGCACAAGUCUGACAACAUCACUCUCUUCUUUUUCAUCAUUAGCAAGUUUCUCGACACUCAGUGUUUUUUUCACAAGUGUUUCGCUCUCCAGACAAAGCACGACUGCCAGCCAGGAAACACUCACUUUCUCAACAUCUUUGUUUUCCACACUGAACAGCUCAAGUGCAACUGAUUCUCCAGUAUAUAGUACAUUUGGACAGCAACAUUUUCAUCUGUAUCAUUUGGAAGCUCCACAGCACCUGUUGUUUCUUCUGUGA
Strongylocentrotus purpuratus (purple sea urchin) is the source of this 3707-nucleotide messenger RNA. RefSeq names its product mucin-5AC-like. The transcript has 3 exons. Gene Ontology annotation, cellular component: sarcolemma; dystroglycan complex. Gene Ontology annotation, molecular function: laminin binding; calcium ion binding. Lineage: Eukaryota; Metazoa; Echinodermata; Echinoidea; Camarodonta; Strongylocentrotidae. The coding region runs from base 207 to 3707 and encodes 1166 amino acids. Gene Ontology annotation, biological process: muscle attachment; morphogenesis of an epithelium; nerve development. The record is from RefSeq and is a predicted model, not a curated record.